Aspergillus tubingensis is the source of this 2616-nucleotide messenger RNA. RefSeq lists its product as uncharacterized. NCBI's taxonomy places the organism in Eukaryota, Fungi, Ascomycota, Eurotiomycetes, Eurotiales, Aspergillaceae. The coding region runs from base 1 to 2616 and encodes 871 amino acids. The record is from RefSeq and is a predicted model, not a curated record. The transcript is spliced from 3 exons.
AUGGCUACGGCCUCCCUUGGUGCUGCUCAGGGGGCCUCGACCGAUGAUCACGAUGGAGCAUCGAAGUCUACUACACGCUUUCGUGGGGCCACGACACUCUCGUACUCUAGCGCGCCUGUAAGCACGCCCCAAAGUGUGCAUGACACAUCUGUCAGCCAAUACACUCCUUCGAGUUCCCACUCUCAUGCGACGACAUUGUCAAGUUCUUCUGCAGGGGUCCCUGCUCAAGAUCAUACUACUGCGUCAAGUCAUUCUCAUUCUGUCGUCUCCAAGGAGACCUCCACUCGCUCCCCUAGCAGCUUGUUCACCCCUGCUUCCGUUGAGACUCCCACCAGUCCAUCUCACACUCCUUCAACCCACACUCUUUCCACUCAUUCUUCGAGCUCCUCCGAGCAUGCUUCAUCUGAGUCUGCUACAUCAUCCCAUACAGUCAGUAUAUCGAAGGAUACCCACACUCAUACGCCUACGUCUUCCACGUCCUCAUCGGACAUCUCGACAAGUUCGUCGGCUUCAGCUCAGCACGACACUUCCACGAGCUCAUCAACGCCUGUUCGUUCUCAUACCCCUACCACGUCGACACCAGCUUCAUCCAAACCGAACACUAGCUCUUCGACUAAGACUCACACAACACACAGUCGUACUGAGGACACCACGUCCAGCUCUGCUUCUCACACUCCUACGUCAAAGUCAAGCUCCAGCUCCUCAGAGAAUGCUUCAUCGAGCCCUGCAUCUCAUUCUCCUACAUCGAGCACUCACUCCAUCACUUCCAUCACUACUACGAACACUGAUACCAGCCAAAGUGCUAGCAUCACGACCGGGCCCUCCACGACACCAAACUCAACAAUUUCAACCACCAGCAGCACUACAACUUCUUCUGUUGAUGUCUACGCCAUUAUCAAGCACCUCUACAAGCUCGUCAAGGACACAUACCCAGUGAUCAAGAAAUGGAAGAAGGACCCCAAGUCCGUCAAGGCAUCCGAUCUCAUCAAGCCCUUGAAGCGCGUCAUCCCCGUAGCGGAUGACGUUCUCGACGUACUUGGGGCACCGAGUUCUUUAAGUUCAAGCUCUGGUGAUAGCGAAUCGGCGCUCGAUAGUUGUAGCAGCGGUGGAGGCCUGCUGGGAGAUAUCAUCGGUAUUGCGAGCUGCAUCUCCAGUACUGCGGAUGAGGCAGUGUCGAUCUUGGGUAGUUCCUCAGACAAUGAUUCUUCGGAUGAGUCCAAGCUUUCGUCCUACUUUGACGCCUUUGAGACCGAGGGAAGUUCCCUCAGCGCAGUGGGAGUGACUGCCACUGGCUCUACCGCGACGAGCACCGGUACGACAACAACAACGACCUCUGGCGAUACGUCUUCGAAGUCCUCAAAAACUGCCACGUCUACCAAUACGGAUACCGAUACGUCUACCAAGUCUACAAAGACCAAGACGUCGACAAGGUCCACCACAACUUCCGACUCUAGCUCGUCUGCCGGUUCAGGCGGCCACUCGGCGAGCGCGUCUGCUUCACCCACUUCGACCAAGUCUUCGACAAGCACCAAGGAUUCUUCUACCUCCACGAAGACUAAGACCAAAUCCAAGACGGAAUCUUCGCAGGUAGCAUCGUCAUCUGCUGCAGCAAGCAAGACUACAUCCACAGAUACCACCACCACAAAGAAGGCCACAUCCACCAAGUCUACCGAAUCCUCUUCUUCGGCACCGCUGUCUGCAUCCUCGUCAGCCCACACGUCCAGCAUUGCUACGACCAACUCAACAUCCACCAGCACCGACAAUAAAUCCAGCACGUCAACCGACACCACAACCACCAUCAUCAUCCACACGCACAGCGGAACAGCCAGCGACACCAGCACCACGCACCACACCUCCAGCGUGACGCCCUCUCCCUCACGCAACCAGACAGCCACAACCCUAGUCACCACAACCUCCUCCUACACCCCGCCCCUCUGCACCAACCACGCGGACCCCGACAAUGGCGCCGGCAACGUCUGCGUCUGUAACCAACCGAACGGCGACUACACGACCCUCUCCGAACUCCCCUCGGGCAGCGGCUGCUCCUACACCUCCAUCCCGACCCCCACCAGCACCAGCAGCACAAAAACCACAUCCACAAAAACCACAUCAGACCCCCCCUUCACCACCACCGAACUCAACAGCAACGUCCUCGUCUGCGCGACCUCCACCCUAAGCUACUUCUCGACCUUCACGUACACCAAAUGCGCCGGCACCAGCAGCACGAUCUACACGGCGCCGACGCCCACACCCACCGCCCAAAUGGUCAUCGCCUACCUCUCCGACGUGUACAGCUACUGGUCAUUUUUCACGCCGGACAUGGGCUCCUCGAUUAAUUUCUGUAAGGAUGCGGAGGCGGGCGAGCUAGAGGCGAGCGGGAAUAUUAAGGUGGUGGAUCCGCCGUAUCCGGAUGGGACGAAGAAAUUGGAUUUUAAGAUUCAUGAUAUGGAGGAUUGUGUUUAUAAGGGGACGAGUGAUGAGCCGGGCACGUUUACUUGUCCGCAGUUGGGGAAGACGGUCGAUUGUGAGAGUUAUGGGGACAGUAAGGUGCAUGAUUGUUAUGGGGCGUUGAGUGUGAGUAUGUUUAAUCCGGUGGUGAGGUGUCAGUGGUAUUAG